Messenger RNA from Dichotomopilus funicola, 2625 nucleotides. Its product is annotated as fungal-specific transcription factor domain-containing protein. The coding region runs from base 1 to 2625 and encodes 874 amino acids. Gene Ontology annotation, biological process: regulation of DNA-templated transcription; DNA-templated transcription. The transcript has 3 exons. Gene Ontology annotation, cellular component: nucleus. The record is from RefSeq and is a predicted model, not a curated record. NCBI's taxonomy places the organism in Eukaryota, Fungi, Ascomycota, Sordariomycetes, Sordariales, Chaetomiaceae. Gene Ontology annotation, molecular function: zinc ion binding; DNA-binding transcription factor activity, RNA polymerase II-specific; DNA binding.
AUGCAAGCGCAAGGCUCCGCAUCGUUCAACGGCGCCUUGCGGUCGUCACCGCACUCGGCCUCCCCACAUGCGGCGCAUCACCAUCAUCAACACCGCCAUUCUCUGGUUGACCCACAAGAUAGCGAUGACGGCCAAAAUAGUGUUGAUGAUCUUGACCCCGACGAUGAUCCGGAGGUAGCUCGUCUCGGGAAGCGCAAGCGGCCUAUCUCGGUGUCGUGCGAGUUGUGCAAGCAGCGCAAGGUCAAAUGCGACCGGGGCCAACCAUCAUGCGGCUGGUGUAGCCGCAACGGCGCGUUAUGCGAGUACAAAGAGAGAAAAAAGCCGGGCCUCCGCGCCGGUUACGGUCGCGAGCUCGAGCAACGACUUGACAAGCUCGAGGAAAAGCUCCGCGUACACUCUGAGAUCUUGCAGUCGUUGACCACGAACAACAGCCCAACAAGCGGGCAUGGCACGGGGCCGACGGGUCUGACACAUCAGGGUGCCGCGAGCGUGAGGGAUAGCAACGCGAGCAUGCCAAGCGACCAUGGCACCCCACGAGAAGUGAUACCAUCGAUAUUCGGUCGGCCGACCCACGACACAAUGCGAACCCCACAGGCCGAGACCGCGUUGUUCUUGCAAAAGCCGUCGCGGUCAAUCGAUUUCGGAGUGACCGUCGGACAAGUGCAUGAUAGCUUCCCCUCCGCCAGCGCCAUAUCACCCCCAAGCCACCUGUCAGGGGCCAUGCCGCCCAGCGCUGCGGCCCAGGAAUACUAUGGACCGCCCCAUUCCGCACAACUGCAGUCGCCAUCAGUCACGACUCAACAUUCGGGACAGCUAUCAGCAGAACAGGAGCUACCUCCAUAUGAUCUGCUGUAUGCCCUGGUGGACCUUUAUUUCAAGCACGUCAAUACCUGGUGUCCCAUCCUCCACCGCAAAACCACCCUCGACUCGUUAUUCGGACCGUCUAUGAUCGACGAGGAGGACAAAAUUUUGUUACACGCCAUCGUUGCUACGGCACUACGCUACUCCACGGAUGUUAGAUUAACAGAAGACAGUCGGCAACGGUUUCAUGACGCUUCAAAACAGCGGGUGCUUUUGUAUGGGAUGGAGCACUUGUCAGUUAAGUCUCUCCAAGCGCUGGUCAUCCUGGCUUUGGACCUGUGCGGAAGCAGCAAUGGCCCUCCCGGGUGGAACAUCAUGGCGCUUAUCACUCGUGCCGUGGUCACACUCGGGUUGGCGGUGGAAAGCAACUCGUUCUCGGUAGCGCCCAACUACACAUCUAUUUACACGUUGCGGGCCAUGAUAUUGCCUGAGCCGAGAGACUUCAUUGAGGAGGAAUCCCGGCGGCGACUCUUUUGGAUGGUGUAUUUGCUGGACCGAUAUGCCACAAUCGCCACGGCCUUUGACUUUGGGAUCGACGAUUGCGAGAUUGAUCGAUCACUGCCGUGUCGGGACGACCUGUGGAUGAAGAACCAAAAGGUGGAUACCCGCUGGUUUCGGGCCGACGAUAUAAAGCCCGGCGAUAGCAAUGCCGGCGGGGGAUCAGAACCCGAAAUCGACAAACCUGAAAACCUCGGCGCCUUUAGCUAUUACAUCGAGAUUUUAGGCACACUUUCCAAGAUUCACAAGUUCCUCAAGCAGCCCGUCGACAUCAGCGCGUUGUCAGAUGUCGAGACCUGGCAAAUGCGCUACAAGGAGCUGGACAACACCCUCGCAGCGUGGAAGUUCAACCUCCCCGGGGAAUACGGGAACAUGGCCAAGCUCUUCCAGCCAGCCUCGGCCAAGACGCUUAACUGCGGCUGGGUGAUGCUGCAUGCGACCUACCACACUGCCGUCAUACGCCUGCACUCGUCGGCCGCCUACCCAACCACGCGGUCCCCGAUCUUCACGCCGUCCUACUCGGCAUCCCAGCGCUGCCACGCGGCUGUGGAAAACAUCGCUGCCCUCUGCGAAUUCGUCGUCGCCCAAAACCUCCUAUCAAAACUCGGCCCCCCUUUUGCUUUUACCCUCUGGGUUGCCGCGCGCGUCCUGCUCGUACACGGGAGCACUGUCGAGCGGAAGCUACAGGGAGGGCAGAUUGGCGCGUUUGUGGACACGCUGCGGGAAAUGGGCCGGUACUGGCCCGUUGCGGCCCGUUAUUGUAGUCUGUUGAGCCGGGUCCUGGAUGAACAUCGGGAUAGUGAGCAACGCGGGGCUAGCGAGGUCCCGGGCAGCGUCAGGAUUCUCGCGGAUAUGCGGAGAACGGCGUUUGAUUUGGACUUUUUGAUCAGUCGCCAGCCGAGACACGCUACGCCAGUGAUGAAUGGGAGCGGGAAUGGAACGGGACCAGGAGGGGGAGCAGGUGGUGGUGGUGGAGGAUGGCAAAGCCGCUUAGCGAGCGCUACACCUGCGUCGAGAACGCCGGCACCGAAUGAGCUGGAGUAUCUUGAUGUGUUUGACUUUUUCAAUGUGCCACGGCUACCGGCUGGGCCGGGCACUUCGGCAGCCGGGGCCGGGGCCGGGGCCGGGGCUGGAGCAGAAGCUACAGGCAGUGGGGUGGAUGCUGGCGCGGGCGUCGUGCAAGGGGAGUUUAAUAUCACGGAUUUUAUGGUGGAUGCCAAUCGGGACUGGCUUUUUCAGCAGGGCGAAACUAAGUUCCUAGGGUAA